Molecule: messenger RNA, 2210 nt
Organism: Odobenus rosmarus divergens (Pacific walrus)
Lineage: Eukaryota; Metazoa; Chordata; Mammalia; Carnivora; Odobenidae
Gene: NELFCD
Product: negative elongation factor D-like
Exons: 15
Coding region: 31-1836 (601 amino acids)
Biological process (GO): negative regulation of transcription elongation by RNA polymerase II
Cellular component (GO): nucleus; NELF complex
Molecular function (GO): RNA binding
Source: RefSeq, a predicted model, not a curated record
GUGCGCUCGCCCGCCCCCCCCGCCGUGCGCAUGCGCCUUGCUCGCGCGCGCUCACGGGAGAGGAUGGCGGGGGCCGCGCCGGGCGCCAUCAUGGACGAGGACUACUUCGGGAGCGCGGCCGAGUGGGGCGACGAGGCGGACGGUGGCCAGCAGGAAGAGGAUUACGGAGAGGGAGAAGAUGACGCAGAGGUCCAGCAAGAAUGCCUACAUAAGUUUUCUACCCGAGAUUAUAUAAUGGAGCCCUCCAUCUUCAACACUCUGAAGAGGUAUUUUCAGGCAGGAGGGUCUCCGGAGAACGUUAUCCAGCUCUUAUCUGAGAACUACACGGCCGUGGCCCAGACUGUGAACCUGCUGGCUGAGUGGCUCAUUCAGACAGGUGUUGAACCAGUGCAGGUUCAGGAAACAGUGGAAAAUCACCUGAAGAGUUUAUUGAUCAAACAUUUUGACCCCCGCAAAGCAGAUUCUAUUUUUACUGAAGAAGGAGAGACCCCAGCUUGGCUUGAACAAAUGAUUGCACAUACCACGUGGAGAGAUCUUUUUUACAAACUGGCUGAAGCCCAUCCAGACUGUUUGAUGCUUAACUUCACUGUUAAGCUUAUUUCUGAUGCAGGGUACCAAGGGGAGAUAACCAGUGUAUCCACAGCCUGCCAGCAGUUGGAAGUGUUUUCUAGAGUACUCCGUACCUCUCUAGCUACAAUUUUGGAUGGAGGAGAGGAAAACCUUGAAAAAAAUCUCCCUGAGUUUGCCAAAAUGGUGUGCCACGGGGAGCACACGUACCUGUUUGCCCAGGCCAUGAUGUCGGUGCUGGCCCAGGAAGAGCAGGGAGGCUCCGCCGUGCGUAGGAUUGCUCAGGAGGUGCAGCGCUUCGCCCAGGAGAAAGGUCAUGAUGCCAGUCAGAUCACACUAGCACUGGGUACAGCUGCCUCCUACCCCAGGGCCUGUCAGGCCCUUGGGGCUAUGUUGUCCAAAGGAGCCCUGAAUCCAGCUGACAUCACAGUCCUGUUCAAGAUGUUUACAAGCAUGGACCCGCCCCCCGUUGAACUCAUCCGGGUGCCGGCCUUCCUGGACCUGUUCAUGCAGUCGCUCUUUAAGCCAGGGGCCAGAAUCAACCAGGACCACAAGCACAAAUACAUCCAUAUCUUGGCCUACGCAGCAAGCGUGGUUGAGACCUGGAAAAAGAACAAACGCGUGGGCAUCAACAAGGACGAGCUGAAGUCAACGUCGAAAGCUGUGGAAACCGUUCACAAUUUGUGCUGUAACGAGAACAAAGGGGCCUCCGAGCUGGUGGCAGAGCUGAGCACGCUUUAUCAGUGCAUCAGGUUUCCGGUAGUAGCAAUGGGUGUGCUGAAGUGGGUGGACUGGACCGUGUCUGAGCCCAGGUACUUCCAGCUGCAGACUGACCACACCCCGGUGCACCUGGCCUUGCUGGAUGAGAUCAGCACCUGCCACCAGCUCCUGCACCCUCAGGUCCUGCAGCUGCUUGUUAAGCUUUUCGAGACGGAGCACUCCCAGCUGGACGUGAUGGAGCAGCUUGAGUUGAAGAAGACCCUGUUGGACAGGAUGGUUCACCUGCUGAGUCGAGGUUAUGUACUUCCUGUUGUCAGUUACAUCCGAAAGUGUCUGGAGAAGCUGGACACUGACAUUUCACUCAUUCGCUAUUUUGUAACUGAGGUACUGGAUGUCAUUGCUCCUCCGUACACCUCUGACUUUGUGCAGCUUUUCCUCCCCAUCUUGGAAAACGACAGCAUCGCCGGCACCAUUAAAACAGAAGGUGAACAUGACCCCGUGACGGAGUUUAUAGCUCACUGCAAGUCCAACUUCAUCUUGGUGAACUAAUUUAGAGCAUCCUCCAGAGCUGACCCAGAAUGUUCCAGGAGCCCAGCAGGGGGAAAACCCUUCCGGAAGCUCUUGCUGAAGAGGCCCAGUCAGCGUCCCGGGACUGGGCUCUGGUGGGAGGAGGUGGGUGACCGUUUGUACGGCCGCUAGUGCAGAUGGCCCCUUUCCUCAGAGUCCGGGCUGCCCUUGCACCCUGCUGACCACGUCCCUUUCCCCCCAGCGCAGAAGCUGGGGCCCUCCCACGGUGGCGGGGAGCUCAGACCCUGAGACAUGUAGAUGAACCACCUUCCAAGGUGACUUUUCUUACAAGAACCCCGUUAGUUGAUCUUUUAUUGUCAUUGUUUUAAUUUUCCAAGAAUAAAUUAAAAAGCCUU